GCGUGAGGUUCGAGCCCGUCCCUUCCCGCUUCCGGCACGGUGUAUACUGCGUCGUCCAUACAGUGCGCGCGCCAGAGGAAGAGAGUCUCCAAGUUUCACGUGACGCAUCGCGACGCCAGGCUGCCGGCACGAGGAGCACCCAUCGGCACCGACAAGGGAGAUACGUCCUCGUUCCGUGAGGCAGCUAGGAGAGACUUUCGACUCUUCUCGAGGAAUCACACGCCUCACGAUGAGUCAUGGCACAAGCUAUAAUCGUGGGAUGGUGAACAAUUCGCCCUGGCAGAACAUAGGAUCCGGCUAUUCCAGUGCCAGUCCUCCUGGCACCGCUUCUUCCGGGAGUAGCACGAAUUCCCAGUGCUAUGGGAAAUCCCCCGACGAGCUCAGCGUCGACUCCCUGAUCAGCAGCCUCCUGCAGGUCGUCAACAGCGAGAACUUUGGCACCUGCGGUCCCUGCUUCCCAUCGAACGGAAACUUUGGCGGGAUCCGCAGCCACGAGUGCAAUGAUCCUUUCUGCGACACGUGCUUAUCGAAGAGCCACGUGGUAAGCGAGAAUCGCGUUCGCCCGCUUACCGGUGGAUGGGGUCGACCCACCGGGAACCGCAUGUACGAGCACCCGCCGAAGAGCUCGCCGAUCGAGAUCCCGAGUCCUCCUGCGGCUCCUCUCUCCAGCUCUCCGCCGGCCUCUGUCAGCCUCUUCUGCGACGUUCAUCGAGACGCUCAGAGAUUUUAUUGUCAAACCUGUAGCCGACCUCUGUGCGGAGAAUGCGGCAUCAAUCACCAUCAGGGCCACCUUACGGUCCACCUCAUGGAGGCCGUCGAGAGUGCCGGGGUCCAGGCGAACCAGGUCAUGAACGACGCCAGGGUGGGCAUCAACGUCCUCAGGGAGGACCUCGACGCGGUACAGAUGGCCGCAGAUGCUCUCGAACAGAAGGCUCGCCAAGCCAGGGCGGACGUUAUGCUGUGCAUCAGAAGGGUCGCUUCCGCAUUGGACGCUAGGGAGAAGGAACUCCUGGGCAGAAUCGAGAAGGCCAGGGUCAUCAAGUACACCGCCCUGAAGGCGAGGGACGAGGGCCUCAGGAGUGGGAUCGCGCGUCUAUCGAGGACCGUUGAUAAACUCACCGACGCCAUGGAAACGUCCACCCUGGCCGGAAAUCCGAUGGAUCUCUUGGUUACCAAGGAUCUGGCAUCUGCCGAGACGCGGGAAUGCUUCCAGGUCUUUCAAAUCCGCCAGUCCCGGCAGGGGUUGCCUCCUCCGGAGGAGAACUGGAUCUCGUUCACCGAGCCCGAGGGUAACGUGCUCCACGCGAUCGCUAAUCUGGGAUCGAUCGUCGUCAACAACCCUGGACCCAUUGGAGAUCGACGCACCGUGAGAGGACAGCAAAAUGCUGCCUCCCCACAGAGGUAUCAGGUGCACCAGGGCCAAGGACAGACGAUUCCCCUGGGACCCGUGCCCAGAGGUCGGCCGAUCCCGUCCAGCACGUUCCCGGUGACCGUCAGGGCCUGCAGGAGCGCCCAUCCUUGCAUCGUUAAGCCUCUCAACAUCGGGAACAACGGAAACGACCGCGACAACCUCUGCAGACCCUGGGGCGUGGCCUGCGACAAGGAGGGCCACAUAGUCGUCGCCGACAGGUCGAACAAUCGCAUUCAGAUUUACCGCCAGGAUGGCACGUUCGUCAGGAGGUUCGGCACACAUGGCACGGCCCCCUGUCAGUUUGACAGACCCGCCGGGGUCGCCGUUGAUGCCAGACGACGCAUCGUCGUCGCGGAUAAGGACAACCAUCGUAUUCAGAUCCUAACCAUGGAGGGACUCUUCCUCCUGAGCUUCGGCGAGAAAGGCAGCCGAUGCGGCCAAUUCAACUACCCUUGGGACGUGGCAGUGAACUCGGAGUGCCAGAUCGCCGUCUCGGACACGAGGAACCAUCGCGUGCAGCUCUUCAGCCCGGAGGGGAUCUUCCUGAGAAAAUACGGCUACGAGACCACUCCCAGCAUGUGGAAGCACUUCGACUCGCCGCGUGGAGUCGCCUUCAACCCGGAGGGCAACGUCGUAACCACCGAUUUCAACAACCAUCGCGUGGUAGUCAUCGACUCGGACUUCCUCAACGCCAGGAUCCUCGGAUGCGAGGGCGGAAACGGGACCAAGCAGUUCCUCCGACCCCAGGGCCUGGUCAUCGACGACGAGGGCAACAUCGUCGUCGCCGACUCGAGGAAUCACAGGAUUCAGGUAUUCGACUCGGCCGGCACCCUGAAGUGGAAAUUCGGCAGCUACGGGAAAGGACCCGACGAGAUGGACCGACCUUCCGGCAUCGCUCUGAGCCCCGAUGGCAGAAUCGCCGUCGUCGAUUUCGGCAACAAUCGCGUCCUACUCCUGUGAAGAAGCAUCGGUUACGCCCUUCGUGGGACUCUUCACCUGGUGGAGAUCCCCUCCUCGACUUCUCAACGCUCAUUUUCUCACGACUAUCAUCGACCACGCACGCACGACUUGCGCGUGCACGCAGUGCACUGCUCCCCUUCAAGGUAUGACGUUUGUUUACAAACGUAACUUAACAUUUAAGUUGCAUACUAACCGGUUGCCCGGCGACAUUCGGUAUUAACGUAACACGAUGUCUGAAUAAGCAUGAAGGGUGAUCCGGGUAUUGGGCGAAGGCUGUUCUAUUUUUAUUUCUUUUACUCUUGAUCUUUCUUUUUAUCUUCUUUUAUGUGAUGCCACGAGAUUUUUUCGAGUUUCAAAAUUCGUUAAUUUGUAAAUUCGGCGGUAAGCCGCGAGGAGUAGCUCUUUCGAUCAACGACAUUCGGACUCGACGAUGAUUGACCGUUUCGAGAGAAUAAAUCCUCUGAGAUUAUUAUUCGACACGUUUACGCGGCGAUACUUUCUUCGGUCGCUUAGCGAUAUCCUGUGGGAAUAUGGUCGACACUUCGAUGUUGUUUCGGUGAGCACUCUAUAGGCACUUUCGAUACGCAGGAGCACAUGAUUCCUGUAGACUAAUUCGGCAGAAAAAAAAAAAUUAAGUCUUUCGAUUUAAGUGUAAAUUCGUGGAAUUCAUUAAAUGGUAUUUUCGUUGCUCCCCGUACGUGAGGGGAAUAAAACACGCGUGAUAAGUUGAGGGGGAAUAGGACAAAAGGGAAAAAAAAAGAUGCAUUAAUUCAGAAGAGAAACUUCUUCGCACUUUGACACCAUGGGUCAAUCGGGAGAUCUUGUACCGAGGCUGAGACUCUGUAACUGGUUCUUUUUAGAGAAAACUUCGAAUCAUCGUUCACACUGUCUAUUCGGUUUCUUAUCGGUACACGGAUAUACAUUGGACGUUUUCAAAGAAGUUAAAAUAAGUACAGGCUUGAUUUUUAUCGAAAUGCUAUACAGAGGGAUAUCUGCUCCAUUGACUUUUUUUCCUUUCCUUUGAUCGAGGUAAAGAGACGAAUAUCAAUUGCAUCCGCACAGUAAGACUGAACCAAGACUGAAUACGAAUGUCAAGUUUCUGUUGUACGUCCGUUCAACAUUAAAACUGAUCAAAGAUGUACCCCUAAUUAAGGAACUUUAUUAUUAGUCGUAGUGGUAGCGAUCGGGUUGCGUUAGAAUCUAAUGCCUAUGGUUUCUUUUCUCGGUCCUCCUAUAUAGAUUAUGUUAAACGCCCUUUGCGAAAGACGUCUAGAGGUAGUGUUGUAUUCGUAAGUCACUUAAUCGAUUCUUAUUGUAAACGUUUUAGAUUUCACACGCUAUUACGUUCCUCUUAAGUUUUAGUAAGUCCGCCCUAUGGCUUCGCCGGUUCAAACGUAGAAUCGGUGCGUUCUAAGAACGCGUUAGAUGAGCACCUCUGCGCGCGCGUCACGUGGAACACUAAAGUUUUGUGUAUAACCUCAAAUGUGAAGUUUCACCGGCUUGUGGCCGCCAUUUUUAGGCAGGUAGCAGGGAAACGCGUCGCGGUUGAAACGGAUAAUGGACCUACGAUCGUUCGAUUUAACUGGGAAAUCGAGAAUUAAUCUUUUUCGGGUCCAACUAAAAAUGGCGACUUCGUGGCUGUUCCGAGGUAUAGAACGUUGUAGUUCAGAGUGUUCCGAGUCGAAUCUCUCAGCCAAAGUGAAGUUGCUCAGCAAGCCUGUCGUUUGGCAGAUUAAAAGACGUUGGUCUUUGUCAUGAUAUAUACAUAUAUAUAUAUAUAUUAUAGCCUAGUCACGUAUCCAAAUCUGACGUUAUUAAUCCGCCGCUUAACGGCGGACGUUAAAUAGACUUCGCGCUUCGGUGCCGUGGGGACGCCAUUGUCCAUGCAAUGUCGACGAGCCGAGGCAAUGGCGGAGACUCGGUUAUAUUAUUGGUGUUAAUGUUUAUACGUAGUUGCUCGCUUUCUCGCCCGUUUAAAAGAAAUCACCUUUUUGCAACAUCUAAUCGUAUAGCGGCGUUUAGCGAUGCCUUGUGUUAAUCGAGAAAUUAUAUAUAUUCGGGAAUGUUCGACUGCGAAGCUGUCGAGGUUAGGGUUGAGCACCCGGGGAGUUCGCCUAAUUUCAGCCGGUGGACGAGCGUUGUUUGACGAAUUGCAUUUCGAAUGCUGGGGGAAUACGCAGAAAUCAUGACAUAUUUAAGGUGUCGAACUUUUGGACGAGUCUCAUGGACUAUAAACGCUAUUUUCUGCGUGUUCCUUCGAACGUUGCUGUGCUCAACCGUCGUUUCGUCCUCGGCAACUUCGCACGGGACGUUUCCAACGAUCGCGGGUCGACAAAGAAUAGUAUCGUUGUGAUCAUAGUUCCAUUGAUCGAUUGAGUGACUAAAUCGGCUGUAUCGACGAGGAAUGCGAUAACAAGUUGCAAUUUUAGUUCCUUCGAUGUGUCCCACUCCGAGUUGAAGUUAAAUCUCUUUAUGCUUUUUUCCUUUUAUAAUGACUGUAUCAAGAGGGGAUAACUUGUAUCCGAUUGUUUUAUACAAUGACCGACACCGUGCAUAGUUUGUUAGAUACCUUUUUUUUAUUUACGGUCUCGACAAGUCUAUAAUGUUUACUUUCAAUUUUAGGCUAUACCGUGUUCCGCAGUAUGGCUUAGAAUUGUGAUACGAUACGAUCUGUUACGAUCUGUUGCGGUCUGUUACAGCAGAGGCACGCGAAAUUUAAACGUUAUUUUAUAUUUAUUUACAAGCAAGGGACUGGUAUGUUUUUAAUUAAAAUCGUGUCAACCGCCAUGAUCUUUCGUAACUUCUGUCAAUGACUAUGCCGAUAUUCCGAAAGGCCAUACGUGGGUGCAUUCGAGUGCAUUUCAUGAUUUUACUCAUAAGAUUACGAUGUCAUAUAUAGGGCUGGCCUCGGCUAUCGUCUUCCGCAGCAGAUACUUUAUAGUUACCAAUUACACGUGACAUUUAAUGUCUCCGUUACACUUCAACAGUGUCAUGUCCGAUACCGUCAGGCUAUGAUUAACUUUAAUCGUUAUCGUUGUACAAAGCUCAUUUUUGCUAUGACCUCGAGAAACCGAUGUGUCGGCGCGAGGGAAGUCACUUUCCAUAUAAUUUUAAACGUGGAGAAACAAUCUAGGGUGCCCGAUCGGACAAAAAGGCGUUUCGAAUGCGAUAGUACUCCAGUAUUCGGAUUGUGAUUUCACUGUUUGCUUCCGAUGGAAUAACAAUUAUUUUCUUACUCUACACGUGGUGCUCGUCAGCCAUUAAAUGAUGUCGUAUUACCUGAUAUGAUUUACGUGAGAAUAUUUAUAACAUGAAUCGUUAAGGUUCAGACGUUGGUGCUCUUAUAUCGUGCUUUAGGGAUUACAUUAUUGUAUCGGUUCGCUCAGCCAUUGUAACUACAUCCGACUUGCUGUAUAUUCAUACUACGCUCAGCACCUACAUCGAAGUUGACAAUUCAUUUGCCCGUGUCGCUCAAUAUUAGUUGUAACGACCACUUGGUGUCCGAGUCCGCUUAUAGUGUCAGAUGAUGCUUCCGAUUAAUCCUGUAAGCCAUACACCGUGUGAUGAGCAUUUGAUGUUACGAAGUGCACGGCUGUCUUGUAAAAAACAAUAUAUAUAAAAUAACCGCCGAGCUUGCAAGGGAAGAACGAUCCGAGUCGCGUUUGUGCAAUUUUGAGAUAAUUAUGCAGAUCAGCUUGGAAUUAAAUCGGAGUAAUUUCCCCUGAAGAAGUUACAGGUGCUACGUAAACUUUACUCGCUCUCUACUUAAAAUCUUGUAUACAUGUUUUCUUUUUCCUGAAGGUUGGAUCGUUUUUCCCGUGUAAUCUUCGCAUGUCCAGCGAGGGGAUGUACCUUUAAAGACGCGCGUAUGUGUGUGUGUGUGUACAUGUACGCCGAAAAAUCAAUUUUAACGCGCGGUGAGAUAAUUCAUUCCGAACAUUCUGAUGGGUACACUGUGGAAAAUCUCGUUUUGCGAGAGGUUGCAAUGUUAAAGCCCCACGUGGGACGGUGCCAAUGUACAAAGCUAACUUCCGGUUAGCAUUAAUAGCACGUCGGGGGAAGAAUCUCCGGUCGAGCGGUCUCGGUGAAAAAUCGAGAUAAUGCGAUCGGUUUCGAUUUUUUUUUCUCUUUUUUUUUUUUUUAUCAACCGAACUACUCGACCGGGGAUACUUUUUCAGCGUAUGGAAGAGAUUUAGAUGACGCGUUUUCGAUGUGACGGGUAUAAAUACAGAGGUGCAAGACGCGUUUGCGAGUGCACGCGAAUACGUAUGAGUGGAUCGUCCUCAGUAGAGAUAGGAAAAAGAACGUUGAGAUUUCAGGUCUUAAGCUAGAGGUUAUCGAGAAAAUGGCUCGCUCUAUGUCGGUGCUAGAAUUCCUCCGUAGUCCGGUCUGGUCCACUGGUCUGUAUGCAAUCGAUACGGAAGAAAUAUAUAAAGGCGUAUAUUGAUAAGAGUACUGUGCCAAUUAGAAGGGAUAGAGUAGUUCCUUAGUACGGAGGGAAGUCGAGGUGAAAUUCGAGAAAGGAUGUGGACUCUCUUGUACGUAAUCGAUGUUGGAACGGUUGUCGAUGAUCUUUUCACCGAUUUUUCAACAUUUGUGAUUUUAGUUCCGACUCGAUUGUAAAACGGAUCUGCACGAAUUGGGCCCAAUAACGGAUGUGCAUUAUCUUGGGGGGGGUUGACUCACCUCGUGUCAAUGAAAAUUUGCAUAAAGGGCGAUUAUUUGAACGCUAUCAAACGUUUACGUGCAGUUCUGCCUGUGAUACUCUAUUGGGGCGCAAAUGACAACCGACAUUGUACGAUGCAUUGUAUCGUUGCAUCAUCGGGGAUCCUUCGUAAAGAGGAAUUGUUGGCCGUGGGUAAUGUUAGUGCUUUCAAAGUAAUAAGGCGGCUCGAAUUAGGAUAUGUCGCUGCGAGUAUACAGAUAUUAGAGGUACGCCCGACUAUUUAUGAGGAGGUAUCGCGAUUACUGUGCAAAGUUAAAAUCAGUUGACGAGAGAUCCUAAUGCCGAUUUAAGCGAGCAAUUCUCAUUAGCGUUAAUAGAUAAGAGAAUGAGAGAGGGGAAAUAUUCGAGUAGCCUUUAAGCGAGAGUGUCGGAAAAUUCUCAGAUGAAAAAUCAAACGGAUUCUCGCGGGUCCCUUAACGCCACUUGAAACCCUUUACAUUGCGGUGUUUUAUUUCUUACUUAACACUGAAUUUCUUUUUCUUUUUUUUUUUUAACUCGGAGUUCCACCUUCGGGAUCAAAUAAAUUUAAUAUGAAACUCGUCUUAUCGAGGAGCGAUCGAUCUACGGUGACGCUAUUGGACAAUUCUGCGAGAAUCCUCCGGAAUGUACAACUCUUUUUCCGCUACCGGAAUUUACGUAAACAGGGAGAAAAUAAAGAAAGGGGGAGAAAAGGAAACUUUGUAGUACAACGAUCGGCACCUCGGCGGAUAAUGUUAACUGGAUAUUUUUUAAUAACUCUUGUAUACCCGAGAACAGAGGAUAGGUUACUCAACGCGGCGAUGUUAACGAUGCUAUAUUCCGAGUAUUGUAGAGUUUUAGUUGGUAAACAUAUCUGGCUACUUUCUUGUAGAGUGUGUCGAGUGUCGACUGGACGACAGACCAGGGUAGAGGAAAGGACACCGACAACAAAAGCGACGUUGUUAAAUGUGUGGCCUUGCGAGAAUCGCCGGUUUUGUUUGGGAGGUAUUUCGUUUCCUAACGAGGACGGAAGACGCUGAAAGCAAGGAGAAAGAGAGAGAGAGAGAGUAUUAUUUAUGGAUUACGGCUGUGGAGGUGCGAUUCGACGAGCAAUAUUAUACCCUCUCCGCUGCGUGGGUGUCUAGGAAAGGCGAAUUACGGUUUUUGACGAGGAAUCGGGAAGGCGUGAUCUUCAAAAAAAAAAAAGAAAAAUCUUUAUACGGUUCCAUCCGACGAUUCCUGCUCUCGGAAACGCGAGAUCCUUGAUCGACGCCGACGAAUAUUCCUCGUUGUACAAAUCCUGCAUUUUCUAGUUGAUUUAUUGUUCGCCCUCCGGAGCCUGGGAUGGUGUUAAAGAUAUAUCUAUCGCGGGCAUUAUUUCCUAAGCUUUUCCAUGAUUCUGGGUGAUUUUGUCUAUCCAAGAUGUGUUUUUUACGGGGUCGGGGCGGAUUUAGGGGAGACAUCGCGACGGUCGACGUCGGGUCGCUGCGAAGAUUAUUCUCCGCUCCUAUUAGCGAUAUACAUAUAUAUAUUUUUUUCUCUUUUCUUAUGGUCCUUAUCGAUAGUAUUAUUGUUAUCGCCAGUAUCGUAAAUUUUAAAGUCGGCCAUGCACUGGGAUACGUCAUCGUAAGCGAGCGGGACGCGGGAUUCAUUUUCUACGGUUAAUUGUCGCGGGAAAUUUUCGGCGAACUGUAACUAGAUAAAGAAAGGAACGAGGGGAAAAGAGGAAAGAAAAGAAAACGCCUAUCUGGAACACGUGGCAUUUUAUGUAUGUCGCGGGCGAAACUCGGUUAACCGGAAUUCUUGCAAGCAGAAAAGGGCUGUCUGCAAUACGAGCAUUUUUAAAGCUCAUACGAUUAAAAACUGAUACGCAGUUCCAUUUAAACGCUAAACGGAGUUUCCAGUCAUUGUGGAUAGUUUUGUAUUAUUUUAUAUUUUCCUGUAUAUCGGCCCGCCGAGCUGCGAUUUAAUUUGCCGCGUCCGUCCCUUGGCUUAUCGUGGCGUAUCACACUUGAGGCAAAGAAAGUUCCUAAUAAUUGUUUCGGUGUCAUAUGGGAUUAUUUAUUCGCUAAAACGAGAGACACGGGAUGCUGCGGGGAGUGUGGGAUACGUGGAGACACGGUAAAGUGUGCACGGAAAGCCAAAUAAAGCACGACAAAAAGAGGGAAGAUUAACGAGAGGAAUAUAUGACGAGGAGAAAUAUCAUUUUUCCGUAUUUUCGACCUAGCUAUACAGAUGCACAAAUGUAAGCAGAUACGUAUAAUGGUUGUCAUAGAGUUAAAGCAGUAAUAAAUAAUGUGAAAAAGA
Orussus abietinus is the source of this 9362-nucleotide messenger RNA. It is a transcript of the gene wech, whose product is annotated as E3 ubiquitin-protein ligase TRIM71. Gene Ontology annotation, biological process: proteasome-mediated ubiquitin-dependent protein catabolic process; protein polyubiquitination. The record is from RefSeq and is a predicted model, not a curated record. Bases 230 to 2371 code for a protein of 713 amino acids. Gene Ontology annotation, molecular function: protein binding; zinc ion binding; ubiquitin protein ligase activity. The transcript is spliced from 7 exons. NCBI's taxonomy places the organism in Eukaryota, Metazoa, Arthropoda, Insecta, Hymenoptera, Orussidae.